AUGCAUACUUGUAAGGCUCCUGAUCCUGAUGGCAUGCAUGCAAUUUUCUAUCAAAGAUUUUGGCACGUAGUUGGUGAUGAGGUAGUCAAGUUUGUUUGCAACAUUUUACAUGGUCAUUCUUUUCCUGAUGAGAUUAAUUGUACUAAUAUUGCUCUUAUCCCAAAAGUUGCUUCCCCGCAGCUUGUAUCUGAUUUUAGGCCCAUAAGUCUGUGUAAUGUAUUGUAUAAAAUAGCUUCUAAAGCUCUUGUUAUCAGACUUAAAAAUAUUUUGCUUGUGAUUGUAACGGAGAACCAGAGUGCAUUUGUUCCUGAGCGGAUGAUUACAGAUAACUCUUUGAUCGCCCUGGAAUUAUUUCAUACUAUGAAGCAGCGAAACAACAGCAGAACGGGUAUUAUGGCAAUGAAACUGGAUAUGAGCAAGGCCUAUGAUCGGGUAGAGUGGGGUUUUCUGAGGAGGCUUCUGCUGACUAUGGGAUUUGAUGGUAGAUGGGUGAACUUGGUGAUGAAAUGUGUGACAAAUGUAUCUUAUUCCUUUGUAAUCAAUGGUAGUGUCCGGGGGUCAGUUUCCCCGGAUAGAGGUUUGCGCCAGGGUGAUCCUCUCUCUCCUUUCCUCUUUAUCUUAGUGGCGGAUGCUUUUUCGCAGAUGAUCCAGCACAAGAUCGAUCAGAAAAUUCUUCACGGGGCAAAAGCUAGCUGGAAUGAUCCUGUAGUUUCUCACCUUCUUUUUGCAGAUGAUAGCCUACUCUUUACUAGAGCUACUCGACAGGAAUGCUUAAUAAUAGUUGAUAUUCUCAACCAAUACGAAAAAGCAUCUGGUCAGAAAAUUAACUACGAUAAGUCGGAGGUGUCUUUUAGUAAAGGUGUUAGAAGGGAGCGAAAAGAAGAACUUAUUAACCUACUUCAGAUGAAGCAUGUGGAGAAACACCAGAAGUAUCUUGGCAUUCCUACAGCUACUGGCAGUUCGAAAAAGUUAUUGUUCCGUAGUAUUCUGGAUAGGAUGUGGAAGAAAUUGCGGGGGUGGAAGGAGCAACUUUUAUCCCGGGCUGGUAAGGAAGUGUUGAUCAAAGCUGUGAUUCAGGCUAUUCCGACCUAUCUUAUGGGUGUAUAUAAGUUCCCUGCAGCUAUUAUACAUGAAAUUAGCUCGGCUAUGGCUCGGUUUUGGUGGGGUGGCAAGGGUGAGGCUCGUAAGAUGCAUUGGAUUAGUUGGGAGAAAUUAUGUAAGCCUAAAUGUUUAGGCGGUAUGGGUUUUAAGGAUCUUGCGGUUUUCAAUGAUGCUUUGUUAGGGCGACAGGUAUGGCGGCUCAUCCAUUUUAAAAAUUCCCUUCUUAGUCGAGUUAUGAAAGCUAAAUACUAUCCUAGAUGUGAGAUGCUCAAUGCAAGACUUGGUUUUUCUAAUAGUUAUUCUUGGAGGAGUAUUUGGGGGGCAAAGAGUUUGGUACGGGAAGGACUUAUGUGGCGCGUGGGAAGUGGCAAUGACAUUAACAUCUGGAGUGAUCCCUGGGUGGCGGAUGAGAGAGGGAGAUUUAUUGAGAGUGAAGAAGCGGGUUCUCUUAAUAGGGUGGCCGAGUUGAUUAACCCCGAUACUAUGGAGUGGAGGAGUGAUUUGCUUAACCAAUACUUCACUGACCGCGACCGUGAUUGCAUCUUGGCUAUCCCUUUGAGCGUUGGAGGAGGAAAGGAUGAUUUGAUGUGGGCCUAUUCACAAGAUGGUAGUUAUACGGUUAAAACGACAUAUAUGUUGGGGAAGGGGGGGAAUUUGGAGGAAUUUCAUGAGGCGUGGGUUCGCAUAUGGAAGCUGGAAAUUUCGCCUAAGUCUAGGCAUUUCAUGUGGCGCUUAUGUACCAACUCUCUACCCGUACGUGCUGCUCUAAAAGCGCGACAUCUUCUUGAGGUCGCUCCGUGCCCGUGGUGUCCUGACAAGGAGGAAACGUGGUUUCAUGCGCUCAUGGGCUGUGAGAGGAUUCGCUCCUUAUGGUCUCAAUGUGGGUGCGAGGCUUUAGUGCAAGGAAGUGAAGAUAAGGACGUUAAAGAAAUGGUUCGGGAUUGGAGCCAGCUCGAGUCGAAGUUGGUGCAACGAGGGUGUGUGCUGGCCUGGAACAUCUGGUUUGAGCGAAAUAAAUUCGUGUUUGAAAACACUAGCACCCCACUUGCAAUCGUGGCUCAGCUUGUUUUCGUCAAUGCGAGGAGCAUAAUACGUAUGGCUCGUUGGCCUCCAAACAUAGCUGAAGCAAAGGCUAUAUUUCUAGCGAUUAGCUGGGCAAAGAAGCAAAGUUUGAAGGAUAUCAUCGUUGAAUCGGAUGCCCAAGUUAUUGUGUCGCGCCUCUCCCGUGCUGCAGUCUAUUUUUCAGAUUUGGAUGGCAUUCUUGGCGAUGCUCUGUCUUUAUGUUCUUGCUUUCAUUCUAUUUCUUUUUCUCAUGUUAAGAGAAGUGGGAAUUUUGUUGCCCACCAUCUUGCGAAAGUAGUGCCAUUUGGUUUUGAACAAGCAUGGGUUAAUCAUUGUCCCAAUGCUAUAUCAUCAUAUGUACUUAUGGAUGCUUUGUCCAUUGGUUAA
Beta vulgaris subsp. vulgaris (sugar beet) is the source of this 2550-nucleotide messenger RNA. RefSeq lists its product as uncharacterized. Bases 1 to 2550 code for a protein of 849 amino acids. The transcript is spliced from 2 exons. Lineage: Eukaryota; Viridiplantae; Streptophyta; Magnoliopsida; Caryophyllales; Amaranthaceae. Gene Ontology annotation, molecular function: nucleic acid binding; RNA-DNA hybrid ribonuclease activity. The record is from RefSeq and is a predicted model, not a curated record.